Sinocyclocheilus anshuiensis is the source of this 1035-nucleotide messenger RNA. RefSeq names its product RASD family member 2a (gene rasd2a). Bases 1 to 1035 code for a protein of 344 amino acids. The transcript has 2 exons. Gene Ontology annotation, molecular function: GTPase activity; GTP binding; G-protein beta-subunit binding. The record is from RefSeq and is a predicted model, not a curated record. Lineage: Eukaryota; Metazoa; Chordata; Actinopteri; Cypriniformes; Cyprinidae. Gene Ontology annotation, biological process: signal transduction.
AUGGAGGUGAACACAACUGAUAAAGCUCUUCUUUCAGUUGAUGGCACCGCGACGCUCUCCUGUUGCAGCUAUCAUUCCGAAGGCACCGCAACAGCUGACAUGCAUUUGCAGUGCGCGUCGCACUGGAGACAUCCAGAGCCAAAGGCGCGAGUGGUGCGCACCUCCAGCACUGGAAAGCGACCCUCGUCGUCUGAACGCAAACCCAGGAGAUCUCUGGAUCCCUUUUCCGCGUCUCAGCUCCAUAAAACAAAGCAUAUGAGAUAUGAGAGUAAAAACGACGAGCUGGUCAGCGUAAAACCCAGUCACUACCGGCGCAUAGUUGUGCUCGGCGCGCCCCGAGUGGGUAAAACGGCGACUAUACGCCGUUUUUUGGGUGAUGAUGGAUUCGAGGAACAGUACGAGCCAACGACCGAAGACUUUCACAGCAAACUCUACCACAUCCGAGGAGAGAGAUACCAGUUAGACAUCCUGGACGCGUCCAAAGAGAGAGACUUUCCGGCCAAGCGAAGACUGUCUAUUCUGACAGGUGACAUAUUCCUGCUGGUGUUCAGCGUAACUGACCGAGAGUCUUUCACGGAGAUUUGCUCGUUACGCGAGGAGAUUUUCACUGCAAAAUCCAAGCUGACCAAAUCCAAAGAAAACAGACAGCUUCCGAUAAUAAUCUGUGGCAAUAAAACGGACUUAAACUCCUCGAGAGCUGUGCAGCACUCCGAUAUCCGCCAGUCUCUCGGGGAGGAAAGUGUCCUCUUUGAGGUGUCUGCCAAAGACUGCACCAACAUGGAGGAGAUGUUCGAGGCCCUGGCGGUGCUGGGAGGGCUCCCCACAGAAACCAGACCCUCUCUCCAUCGAGACAUCUCCAUCCACACGUAUCAAGCGCUGAGCAGCAGAAAGAGAAACAAAAGAGCCAUGAAAGAGCCGUGUGGCGCGGUGCACCCCCUCGCCCGCAGACCGAGUUUCAGUAGCGAUCUGCGGCGCGUGAUGGGCCCGAGCACCCCUAAACGAAGCACACCUAUUGAGAGGUGUCAAAUACAGUAA